Messenger RNA from Punctularia strigosozonata HHB-11173 SS5, 1899 nucleotides. RefSeq names its product serine/threonine specific protein phosphatase Sit4. Gene Ontology annotation, biological process: peptidyl-serine dephosphorylation; mitotic cell cycle. The record is from RefSeq and is a predicted model, not a curated record. Lineage: Eukaryota; Fungi; Basidiomycota; Agaricomycetes; Corticiales; Punctulariaceae. The transcript is spliced from 12 exons. The coding region runs from base 43 to 957 and encodes 304 amino acids. Gene Ontology annotation, cellular component: cytosol. Gene Ontology annotation, molecular function: protein serine/threonine phosphatase activity.
UCCACCCCGCAGCACUCCCUCAACCCUUUCGCUCAGUCCACGAUGGAACACGAAGUCGACCAAUGGAUCGCACAACUCAGCCAAUGCAAACAGCUCUCCGAGGCGGACGUCAAGCGCCUCUGUGACAAGACACGAGAAAUACUCAUGGAAGAGUCGAACGUGCAGCCCGUGCGCUGCCCCGUAACCGUCUGUGGAGACAUCCACGGUCAAUUCCAUGACCUUUCUGAACUCUUCCGUAUCGGUGGCAACUCGCCUGAUACCAACUACCUCUUCAUGGGCGACUACGUCGAUCGAGGCUACUACUCGGUCGAGACCGUGACGCUCCUCGUCGCGAUGAAGCUCCGCUACCGCGACCGCGUUACGAUCCUCCGCGGGAACCACGAGUCACGCCAGAUCACACAGGUGUACGGCUUCUACGACGAAUGCUUGCGCAAGUACGGCAACGCGAACGUCUGGCGGUACUUCACCGACCUAUUCGACUUCUUGCCGCUCACGGCCCUGAUCGAAAACCAAAUCUUCUGCCUUCACGGCGGUCUCUCCCCCUCCAUCGACACCCUCGACCACGUCCGCUCUAUCGACCGCGUGCAAGAAGUCCCACACGAAGGGCCCAUGUGCGACCUGCUCUGGUCCGACCCGGACGACCGCUGCGGCUGGGGCAUCUCCCCCCGUGGCGCGGGCUACACCUUCGGCCAGGACAUCUCCGAGGCGUUCAACCACAAUAACGGCCUCACGCUGGUCGCGCGGGCGCACCAGCUCGUUAUGGAGGGUUACAGCUGGGGUCAGGACCGCAACGUGGUGACCAUCUUCAGCGCGCCGAAUUACUGCUACCGCUGCGGCAACCAAGCGGCGAUCAUGGAGAUCGACGAAAAGUUGUCCUACAGCUUCUUACAAUUCGACCCUGCGCCGCGGGCAGGCGAGCCGCUGGUGUCGAGGCGUGUCCCCGACUACUUCCUCUAACGACUGGCACGGACUACGGCGAUGUUACAUACAGGAAAGAAGUACUGUAAAUACCCUCUUUACUGUUGCAGGGCGCGAUUGUAUAUCUCUGCACCAUUACAGACAGGAAAUGUGUUCUCUCGCGUUCAGCAUAUAUUAGACCCAUGCUCAUGGGUCAGAACAUUGAGCGCAAUCAUGCGAGCUGAUCUCCGUUUGGGUGCGAUUGCGUCAUCUUGGCCGAUGCCGAAGUGGUGUGAGUUCGUCACACCUAACCCUGCUCAAUUGUGAUCCUGAGCUUAUAACUCGAUUAAUUACGGGGGCGAUGAUUUAAUGUACAUGGUUUUGUAGCAGUCAGGACACGGCAUGGAUGAUGGACAUAUAAAUACAUUAUUGAUUUCAGGCUUUGCUUUCCUCGAUGAUUUCCUCGGUGAUGACAUGCUUGGUCAGCGUCGCGCCGCCGCGCACCUUGGGCACAUCACCUUUGGCGGCAGGGGCACCGGCGAGAGGUCCCUCGAUGGUGUCCUUCACGUACAACGCCUGGGAGGAGUCGGGACGCUCUUCAGCUAUCUCCUCGUGGCGCCUCUUCACAUACUCGACAGUCUUGGCUUGGAGAUCUUGCGGGGAGCCGGGCGUUGCAUCUGCCUUCACCGCCGCCUCACUAGCACUGGCGAGGUUCUCGUUCCAGCCCGGCGCAUGGUCGAGCGGAGCCGAUGUGUGCUGCUUGCCGGCCAAGUUCCGUGCCUUUUCGCGUUCGAGAACAUCGGGGUCGUUGUCGUGUGUCGUGCUGCCUCCUCCGAUGAACCGCGCGCCGCCCACUCGAGAGACAGCCGUGCCGGGUUUGCGGGUGACAGAGCGAACAGCGGUGCGUGCGGCGAGCGAGUACAUGGUCAUGGUGGUCGUUGACUGAAGAAGAACAGAGAGCGAUUUAGACGGCUUUCGUGGAGGUGGAAGUAGACAAAAUGG